CAGAAACACAAAAUAAUAAAGACAGAGAUCGUAAGACUAUACAUCUGUACAUCAGCAUGGCACAGUCGACGACGCCACCUCGAGCGCGGGCUCAUCCCAACGUCGGCCUACCACAAACCCUGCAUGCCACACACCAUGUGCCGAGGGAUGCCCGAGUGAUCGUCGUCGGCGAUGUCCAUGGCUGCUUCGACGAGCUCAAGCAGUUGAUCCACGACGUGGAAUACGAUGCCUCCAGCGACGUCCUGGUCUUCGUGGGAGAUUUGGUGAACAAGGGUCCAAACUCCGUCGAUGUCGUCCAGUUUGCGCGACAGAGCGGUGCGUUGUGCGUGCGUGGGAACCACGACGACGCGGCGUUGAGUGCGUGGUACUUGCGCCAACGCGGCACCAAGGACGAUGCGAGAUACGAGUACACCGACGGGUUGUCCGCGGCCGACAUUGCGUUUCUGGAGCAGCUUCCCUUCACGAUCGACCUGCCCGAGAUCAACACAAUGGUCGUGCAUGCUGGCGUCGUCCCUGGGGUUCCCUUGGAGGAACAGAGCCUCGGGAUGCUGUACAGGAUGCGCUUCGUCAAGUCUUCCACGGCAUUCGAAGGCCAGCAAGCGGGCGCGUCGUUGUGGGCGUCCACGUACCACGGACCAAAGCUCAUUGUGUUUGGCCACGAUGCCAAGGCUGGCCUCCAGGACACUCCGUUUGCACUUGGGUUGGACACGGGGUGCUGCUACGGAAAGCGACUCACGGCCGUGAUCUUGCCUGAGCGGCGGUUGGUGUCGGUCCCUGCCUUCAAGACCUACACUUCUACCCCUACCCCUACUCAAUCGUGGGGCGGGUGGUUCUGGUCCAUCUUCGUGGCGCCGGCUUACCAUUUGUUUGGCGGUCGCAAUGAUUAAUCAUAGUACUAACACUUGAAAACUAGUUACAUGAUUACACUAAGGACACUACAUCGAGGGAGGGUUGCUAUCGUACACGCCGACGGCGGGACUUAGGGCUGUUCGCGACCAUGCUUGAUGCAGAACCCGUUCUUCUGCACCCACUUCUCGCAUCCGUCCGCUUUGCACCGCACGCCGCCGCCGUGACCGCGGCAAAACCCGCGGCUCUGACUGCUCUUGGGACAACUCGGGUACUUACACCUGGCACCGCCGCCGUGGGCUUUGCACAGACCUCGACUUUGAGACGUCUUGUCGCAGUUGUCGAAGGAACACGGGGUGCCGCCGCCGUGCGCAAUGCACUUCUUGUUCGCUUGCGCACUUUUGCUGCAUCCUGGUUCGGUACACCGCUUGCCGCCGCCAUGCGACCGACAGAGUCCCUUGGAACGUGCGACGUUUUUGCACGACUUGGUGCGGCACACGCGGGUGGAGCCCCUGUUCAACGGAUCGCUUUCUUCGUCGGGUUGGUCUUCGUCAUCUGACGAGGACGAGUUGUUGUGCAAACUCAUGUGCUGCAACGCAGUGGGCGAAGGACUCCAGCUGGACGCGGCAGUACUAGAGCUGGAUGAAUACCGAGGCAUGAGAUGAGGAGCGGCACCGUUGCUAUUCCAGCUGUGCGAGAGCGAGAACUCAGACUGGUACUGCGACGAUGGAGGUUGGCGUUGAUGGAGGAAGUGGUUGUGGCUUGGGGUCCAGCUAUGGGGGAGCGGGAUCUCAUUUUUGAUUUGAAACUCCAGGUGGUUGUUAAAGCGAGUGACUUCGGGUUCAGAUGGAUGGAGUUGGUCGUCUAAGGCACGACGGCUUUGUGGCAUGUACUCCCCAAGACUCAUGGAACGCAGCUUUGGCAGAGCCAGAGGGACAGGUUCAGUCGAUGCAGAGUAGCUGUGAUGCUGUUGUUGGUUGGACAGCGAUGGGAGUGACAUCCCUGAGGUACCGUAUGACGGAAUGGGAAUGGGCUGGGAGUGGGCGGGGUUGUUCUCCAUGGGAUGGUACACGCUCUUGGUGGAGUCGAUGCUCGCAAGCGACGGCAGGGAUCGCUUCGACACGGGCUGCUCCCACAUGCUCAUGGAUCGACGGGAUACAUGAUGAUACGAGAACGAGUCCAUCGGCGUCGUAGUUCUGCGCGUGAGGAGGCGAA
Molecule: messenger RNA, 2061 nt
Organism: Aphanomyces astaci
Lineage: Eukaryota; Oomycota; Saprolegniomycetes; Saprolegniales; Verrucalvaceae
Exons: 4
Coding region: 57-887 (276 amino acids)
Biological process (GO): polyphosphate catabolic process
Cellular component (GO): cytoplasm
Molecular function (GO): endopolyphosphatase activity; phosphatase activity
Source: RefSeq, a predicted model, not a curated record